Drosophila novamexicana is the source of this 1823-nucleotide messenger RNA. RefSeq lists its product as uncharacterized. The record is from RefSeq and is a predicted model, not a curated record. Lineage: Eukaryota; Metazoa; Arthropoda; Insecta; Diptera; Drosophilidae. The coding region runs from base 673 to 1659 and encodes 328 amino acids. The transcript has 7 exons.
GUUGUCUAUUGUAACGGUAUCUAUUCGCGCUCGAAACGCGUUCGUUCCACUGGGAACAGUCCAGCUUCAAAAGUAAACAACAACAAUUAAGAGCAUGCAAAAACUAAAUAACAUUCCAAGCUCGUCUCGAGUGCCAGUUGACAAAAUUAUACAGUUUCGACGAUAGUUAAUACAGCUGGGGAAAUCUCCACUAAUACGACUUACGCUUAUAAGUAAUUGCCGGCUUUUAUAGACAGAUCCAAGUUUCCCUUUGAAUUUACAUUAGCAAUUUGCAUUGAUGAACUGCGGCGCGAUGCGCGGCGUGCAUGUUAAAAAUCCAAGCAUAAUAAUCAUCGAUAUUCAAAGGCCUUAAAGCAAAGCAGCCGACCUUUGAACUCGCCCAGUCGCUGCCUCUCUAUCUCAGUGCGUCGCUGAUUAUGUGUGUGUGCGUGUGAGUGUAAAAGUGUGAAAAAGCGCAAAAUAAAUAUUAAAAGCGAAACGUGCAUGGAUUAGAAAGCAUAACCAGCAGCUGAAACAAUAACAAUAAGAACAACAACAACAACAGCGGGAACAAGAAGCAAGGAGCAGGAGCAGCAUCCGCAGCGCCAGUUUAUUGAAACAGCUCGGAAAAGAGACAUUGCCGCCAGCAGACAGCGUCUGGCGCCGGAACUGUCUAACGGCGCAACUAUAAAAAUGGGCAGCCAUGGCGGAAAAGUAAAAGGACGAAGAUCCUGCGUGCUGAGACCGAGGCAAAGCUUACCCGCUUUGCAUGCAGUAUUCAAUAUGCUGGCUUUGAGCUGCAUUAUAAUCUCCAAUUUAUUGCCGAGCGCUCAUGGACUGAAGGAUCUUAAGAUAUUCGUGCCGGAAGCAGUCAUCAUGGGCAAUGCAGCGACAUUGUCCUGUCAAUACGAUUUGGAGAAGGCGGCGCUGUACUCGGUGCGCUGGUACUUUGGCCAGGAAGAGUUCUAUCGCUAUGUACCACGCGAGGCGACGCCCACAUUUGUCUUUCCUGUUGCAGGCAUUAAUGUUGAUCUCACCAACUCGGAUGCAACGUCGGUCACACUGAAAGGAGUCACACGAGAUCUCACCGGUAGCUAUCAGUGUGAGGUGUCCGAAGAUGCACCGCUUUUCCAUACCGAUAUACGGUCGGCGUACAUGCAGGUGAUUGAGCUGCCCAAAGACGAUCCGGCAAUGCAGGUGGACAAGAAGGUGAUUGGCGUCAACGACAACUUCAAGGCCGUGUGCACAGUGGGACCCUCUUAUCCGCCGGCUAAUAUCACUUGGUACAUCAACGGCCGCAAGGUAUACAAAACGCCGCUGCAGCGCAUAACGCAGGACGCAUUUGAGGGCUCGACCACAUACUCCUCCCUGGAAAUCUAUCCGCACAGCCAGGUGUUGCAGGGCUUCUUCCAGGCAAUGCCCAAAUAUCAGACCAGCAUACUGCUGCUCUGCGAGGUAUCCAUACUGCAUGUGUUCCACAAGAAUGUGCAGCAGCGCAUUGGGCUAAGCAUGGCACCGCCGACAACCAUUUCACCCAAUUUGCUGGGCCUCGAGGGCUCCAAACGCUAUGUCAAUGGCGAUCCGGAUAAUUCAGCACUCACCGGCGCUGCACAGUGCAGCUGCAGUGCUAUCGGCGUGCUGACUCUGGCCGUGGCAACCCUGGCGGCGGCACAGCUGUGACCAGGACACACUGGACAUGCCACAUAAGCAAAUGGUCGAGCAGACACAAUAACGGCAACAACAAGAAGCACAGGCUCCGAACGAGCUGCCCGCAAAGUGUAAUUAAAAAAUAACAAAUGCAAACAAUGCACAAAAGUGCAGCUUGCAAAUUAUAAAAAAGCAAA